AUGUCAUCAUGUUCAAGUUUAUUAUCAAGUGCACAAAUGCUUUUUGAAAUGACAUUAAUGAAAUUUGAUGCAAGUGAAUUAAUAGGAGCUGAUGCUGUUAUUGGUCCAUUAUGUUUUAGUAUUUUUAUUUUAUUAGUUGUAUUUAUAUGUUUAAAUCAAGAUAUUUUAUCAUUUAUGCUAAAUCAAUUUUUACAUUGGAUAGGAAUAAAAACUCUAAGUAGAUCACAAAUCACAGAAGAACAAGAUUCUUUAUUGCGUUCACAAUAUUUUCAUCCAAUAGAAAAUUUUCCUGAUCGAAUAGAUCAAUUAUUGAAAGCUAUCACUAGACUUUAUAUUGAUCAACAAGUUGAACUAUUAAGAUUACAAAAAGCUGGAGUUUAG
Messenger RNA from Rotaria sp. Silwood2, 381 nucleotides. The record is from the annotation of a GenBank genome assembly. Lineage: Eukaryota; Metazoa; Rotifera; Eurotatoria; Philodinida; Philodinidae.